This is a messenger RNA of Porites lobata, 810 nucleotides long. Lineage: Eukaryota; Metazoa; Cnidaria; Anthozoa; Scleractinia; Poritidae. The record is from the annotation of a GenBank genome assembly.
UUAAACACUCAAUUUUUGCUUCCUUGUUUUGAAGAAAAGAAACUCUUCCCAAGAUUUUAUGGAAAAGAAUUGGACAAACUGAAAGUGUAUGAUGCCUUAAAGAAAGACAUGCAUGUAGAAGUACGAACCAAAUGGGGAGAAUUGAAAUGUCAUUGCUCGCGAAUUCCUAUCCUACGCCUUAGCAAGACGGCCAGAAACCUGAACAAAGUCUUCUUAACCUGUGGAACACCCGCUUCAGCUGCAACCCGCUGCAAAUACUUUCAGUGGAUUCACACACCACUGUUUAUCGAUAAGAGACCCCUCCAGAAACUCAAGUAUGCUACGAACCUAGGUGAGUGGAAGCAACAAGCUGAAGCCAAUGUUGAAACGUGGAAACAACGCAAUGGGUGGCAAAAAGAUGCCCAAACUCGAACAGAAUGUAAAGACGUACAGCAACAGACAUGGUUGAACCAGUUUGCUGAAGCAGCCAAAAAGCAAGAAGAACAAAGAAAAGCUCAAACAAAGUAUCCUUGGAAGAGCACCCCUCUGCCAAGCACCUUUCAUUGGAGUCCAGAGAUUUCCAAGGAGCUCAAGAAACGUGAGCAAUGGAAUGAGGCUGUUAGUAUUGCCAAUCAUGAGUUUCAUGCUCGCAUCAAAAGGAGAAAGCAAGUUCCUGAGGAAGAUAGAAGUUUAGCAUCCUAUUUGCAGAAGCAAAAAUUGAAAGGUGUUAUGCUAUCACCUGCUGAUGAAAAGUAUUUAGAAGCUUGUCAAGCCAACAAACAUGAUGAGUGGAAACCUCCCCCAGGUGCAGAAAAGUAUGAGAAGAACGAA